Cladocopium goreaui is the source of this 474-nucleotide messenger RNA. The record is from the annotation of a GenBank genome assembly. NCBI's taxonomy places the organism in Eukaryota, Dinophyceae, Suessiales, Symbiodiniaceae.
AUGAAGCUCACGUCUCUAGGAGUCUAUGACCACUUGAUGCCCUUUGUGCAUCGACACAUCCGCGAUGGAAUUCUGAAUGGUGAGCGGCUGAAUGAUGGGACCCUGUCUUCUGGGGAACAACAGCUCACAGUGCUGGUGGAUGUCCAAGUAGGGGACAUCUUGGCCUUCUCACUUCUGGAGGGCUCUGAGUCGAGCCCCGCGAAUGUAGCUUGGGAGCUUUCCGAGCCGGACGGUGUUGUCAUCUACUCCGCGGAGUACGCCUCGAUCGCUGGCGUGAAGUUUCCUUUGCUGGAGAACUUUGUGGUUGCAGGCCCGGCAGCUUGCAUUCAAAACCAGGCUUCCGAUCUUGAACUCUAUUCCUCGGACAUCGACUUCUCGAGCCUCUACCCUAAGCAUCUCGGCAUUUUACUUCGGUCAGGAAAUCUUCGGUACCAGGAGCCACAAAAAAAUGGCAUAAGGAUUGGCAGCGAUUAG